AUGAAGAGUAACCUGAACACCAAAAAUAUACAACACCAAGAAAUACCUAACAGUCAGCAACAGCAACAACAGAGAACAAAGUAUUACAGUCAAUCGAGCUACCUAGCCAAAUACAAGAACUUCUUCCAGAUCUAA
Acaulospora colombiana is the source of this 135-nucleotide messenger RNA. NCBI's taxonomy places the organism in Eukaryota, Fungi, Glomeromycota, Glomeromycetes, Diversisporales, Acaulosporaceae. The record is from the annotation of a GenBank genome assembly.